AUGGCGAGUGGUGAAAAAAUAUAUAAUUUAGAAAAACCAGCUCAUGCAGAAGAGAUUCUAAGAAUGCUGAAUGAUGAUGCUGAUGAAAAUAAUCUUCUUGACGAUUUAGGCGAUGAAAGUGGAAGUGACGAAGACCAUCUAGAGAGUCGCGAAGUCGAUUCUGAGACAGAACAAGAGGACGAACAGGAUGAAAGUGUUAUAGGAAACGCAAAAAAUGCUGCAACGCCUAUAGAAUGUUGGAGUCUUUUUUUCACAGAUGAAAUGUUAAAUAUUAUAUUAACCUACACAAAUCAGUACAUUGAAGAGGUAAAAGUAAAAUAUGAGCGCGAAAGAGACACUAAGCCUAUUGAUUCAAUCGAAUUAAAAGCAUUUAUAGGCCUUUUAUUCUUAGCUGGUGUGUAUAAGGCUAAUAGACUUUGUUUGGAGGAGCUGUGGGGCAUAAAUGGUGAUGGUGUAGAGAAAUUUCACUUAGUGAUGAGCAUAAAAAGAUUCAAAUUUAUAAUGCGCUGUCUUAGAUUUGAUGAUCGCCUAACAAGGUACGAAAGAAAACAAGAAGACCGAUUAGCUGCAGUACGCGAAAUUUUUACGCAAUUUGUUCACAAUUGCAAAAAAAAUUACUCUCUUGGAGAAUAUGUAACUGUGGAUGAAAAACUAGAAGCUUUCCGCGGGCGAUGUCCCUUCCGUCAAUAUAUACCAUCAAAGCCAGCAAAAUACGGUAUAAAAAUUUUUGCACUUGUUGACGCAAAGUUAUGCUAUACAUAUAACUUAGAAAUAUAUGCAGGACAACAACCCAAUGGCCCAUUUCAGAACAGCAACAAACCUUCAGAUGUAAUAAGGAGAUUAAUUCAACCCAUUCUAGGCUCUGGGCGAAAUCUUACAGCAGACAAUUGGUUUACAGAGUUCGAUCUUGUGGAAGAACUACGGCAAAAUAAAAUUUCAUAUGUUGGGACCGUAAGGAAAAAUAAAAAGCAAUUACCUCCUGAGUUUAUUACAUCUAUUGGAAGAAAAGAAUAUUCAAGUAUUUUUGGUUUCAUGCCAUGCACAACACUAGUCUCAUAUGUCCCGAAGAAGGGAAAAACAGUUAUACUUGUUUCCACCUUACAUGAAGACAAGUCAGUAAAUAUUGAAACAGGAUAUAAAACUAAACCAAAUAUCAUCACGUUCUAUAAUGAAACUAAAGGUGGGGUUGAUACGGUUGAUAAAAUGUGUGAGUCUUUCAAUGUUGCUAGAAAUGUACGGCGCUGGCCCAUGGUAAUAUUUUUUGCUAUGCUGAAUAUGAGUGGCAUCAAUGCGCAAAUAAUUUACCAUGGGAAUGGUAAGAAAGAUCUUCGAAGAAGAUAUUUUUUGAGACAAUUAUCGCAUGAACUUGUUCUUGGACAGCUAACAAGAAGAAGUGAAAUCACGAGUGGAAUUCCGUUCACUUUGCAGGCAGGACUCAAAAGAUUCAGACCAAAUUCACAGGAAAAUGUCUCACAAAAACAAGAUGAGCCACAAAAAAAACGGCGAUGUGAACCAUGCACAUUAGAAGCUAAUAUUAGACGGCUUUCAAGAUUUUGUUGUGCUAAAUGUCGAAAAGCACUGUGCUUACAACAUGCGAUCUUUCAAUGCAGUGCUUGUUCAAAUGCUUCAAUAAAUGAUAAUAUUUAA
Messenger RNA from Ctenocephalides felis (cat flea), 1647 nucleotides. Its product is annotated as piggyBac transposable element-derived protein 4. The record is from RefSeq and is a predicted model, not a curated record. Bases 1 to 1647 code for a protein of 548 amino acids. The transcript has 2 exons. Lineage: Eukaryota; Metazoa; Arthropoda; Insecta; Siphonaptera; Pulicidae.